Molecule: messenger RNA, 1076 nt
Organism: Dalotia coriaria
Lineage: Eukaryota; Metazoa; Arthropoda; Insecta; Coleoptera; Staphylinidae
Gene: betaggt-II
Product: geranylgeranyl transferase type-2 subunit beta
Biological process (GO): protein geranylgeranylation
Cellular component (GO): Rab-protein geranylgeranyltransferase complex
Molecular function (GO): Rab geranylgeranyltransferase activity
Source: RefSeq, a predicted model, not a curated record
AUGGCAACACCAAUAAAAGAUGUCCAACUCUCCCCGGAUCGGCCAAAAACUCUUCUUUUACAAAAACACACACAAUUCCUCGCUGAAUACGCUCGCAAUGACGACAGCUACGAAACCGGCAUGACAGACUACCUAAAAAUGUCCGGUAUGUACUGGGGCCUCACUGCUUUAGACCUCAUGGAUGCAAAAAACAUUCUCCCAGAAGAUGACAUCAUCAAAUUCAUCCAAAACUGUCAGGAUAAAACCUCCGGUGGAAUAAGCGCGACAUUAAACCACGAUCCACACAUUCUCUACACAUUGAGUGCUUGUCAAGUACUCAGUAUUUAUGGUAAACUUAAUAAUUCCGUUGUAAAUAUUGAAGGAAUAGUUGGUUACAUCAAAGGAUUACAACAAGAAGAUGGAUCUUUCUGGGAUAAAUGGGGAGAGGUUGACACACGGUUUUCUUUCUGUGCUGUGUUAGCACUGGCAUUACUCGGACGUCUAGAUGCGAUAAACAUUGAAAAAGCGAAGGAUUUCGUCAUUUCCUGCAUGAAUUUUGAUGGUGGGUUUGGUAGUAGACCUUUGAGUGAAAGCCACGCUGGUUUGAUUUAUUGUUGUGUAGGAUUUUUAUCUGUUACGAAUAAUUUAGACGUGGUUGAUAGGGAUGCGUUGUCCUGGUGGUUGGCUGAGAGACAAUUACCCUCUGGUGGUUUAUGUGGUAGACCUGAGAAGUUGCCCGAUGUUUGUUAUUCCUGGUGGGUGUUGUCUAGUUUGGUUAUGUUGGGUAGGCUGCAUUGGAUUGAUAAGGAUAAAUUGAUAGGGUAUAUACUUGCGUGUCAGGAUAAUGAGAGUGGUGGGUUUGCGGACCGGCCGGGGGAUAUGCCCGAUCCGUUUCAUACGGUGUUUGGGCUUGCGGCAUUGUCGUUGUUGGGGUAUGAAGAGAAGGAAGUGGAUUGUGGGGAUGGGGAUAAAGUUGGGAAGAGAAUUAGGGAAGUGAAUGCUACUUUUUGUAUGCCGCAGUAUGUUAUUGAUAGGAUAGGGAUUAAAUCACAAUAUUUAAGGGAUUGAUAUGGGUAAUAAAUGAUGUUUUAAGGAGA